AUGACUCGAAGUUCACACCCUGUUCAUGCGCACAUAUUGGACUUUGACGACGAUUUCGAACGAACUUUGAGAAGGAAGAGGAAGCAGCCAGAACUCAAUCCCUCUAGUUCUAGUUCCGAACCUGAAUCUGAAGCUGAAACGGACUUUGAAGAGGAACAAGACAUGGCUGUAGACAAUCGAACAAUCAAGGAACUUUCAGCCUCUGGAUUGGACACUGCAGUCCCUCUUUGCAUUCAAUACCCUAGGGCAGCUGUAGGUAAGACCGAUGAGUUUGAAUUGAAGUCGAGUUUGCUACAUCACAUUCCCAAAUACCAUGGGCUGUCCAUGGAAGAUCCAAACAAGCAUUUGAAGGAAUUUGAAGUAGUAUGUUCAAGCAUGACACCCAUUAACGUGGAUGGGAAUAUUUUGAAGAUGAAAGCCUUCCCAUUCUCUCUUAUGGACAAGGCUAAAGAUUGGCUCUAUGAACUAGCACCUGGAAACCGUUACUUCUUGGGAAAAGUCAUUCUUUUGAGGAAGAAAAUUAGUGGAAUUCAACAAGGCCCGGGAGAAUCCUUUCCAGGGUACUAUGAGCGUUUUAAGAAGUUAGUUGCAUCCUGCCCACAACAUCAAAUGAAGGAAGAGCUUUUAAUUCAAUAUUUCUAUGAAGGACUACUUCCACUGGAGAGACAAAUGCUUGAUGCUUCAGCGGGAGGUGCUUUGGUUGACAAAACACCAGUUGCUGCGAAGAUCUUAAUAGCAAACCGAGCUUUGAAUGCACAACAAUACGAAGGAGUUGGAGGGAGAGAUCAUACACGGCCAAGUCCAGUUAAUGAGGUUGUUGAAGGAUCCAAAGUGCAAAGUACAGCCACUUGUAGCGUGUGCUCUAUGCAUGGACACCCCACUGAUCAAUGUCCUCAAUUAAUAGAGAAUGGGGGAUGGGAAAGUGCCAAUGCCGUAGGUUAUCAAGGCCAAAAUCAACCUAGGUAUGACCCAUUUUCAAACACCUACAAUCCGGGCUGGAGAGAUCAUCCAAAUUUGAAGUGGAGGGAGCCUCAACAACAACAAGGCGGAUAUAGACAGCCACCUCCGGGGCUCUAUCAAAGGCCGUUCGCACCAGCACAACCUCAACCACAAACUGCCCAAUCAAAUUCAGGUUCGCCAUUGGAUAAUGAUAAAAUGCUUCAAGUACUAACUUCUUUGACUCAGGGUUUACAAAAUCAAGCCAAAGAGAUGAGCGAAGUGAAGAAGCAAAUUGGGCAGAUGGCGGAAUUCAUGGGACAGUUUAGAGAAGAAGGCAAACUACCUAGCUCAACCAUUGUCAAUCCAAAAGGAGGUUUUUGA
Messenger RNA from Prunus armeniaca (apricot), 1320 nucleotides. Lineage: Eukaryota; Viridiplantae; Streptophyta; Magnoliopsida; Rosales; Rosaceae. The record is from the annotation of a GenBank genome assembly.